Tachysurus fulvidraco (yellow catfish) is the source of this 1813-nucleotide messenger RNA. RefSeq lists its product as uncharacterized. Lineage: Eukaryota; Metazoa; Chordata; Actinopteri; Siluriformes; Bagridae. The transcript is spliced from 10 exons. Bases 188 to 1600 code for a protein of 470 amino acids. The record is from RefSeq and is a predicted model, not a curated record.
AGUUAAUUUCACGGUGUUAAUUUCAUGCGUGUUAAGUACAUAAAGACUCCGUGUCACACCGCAUUCCACACAUGCUUCUAUUGACUGAACAAAGCUUCAAAACAAAAGCAACUAGAAGACACAGCUGCUAAGCUGGUGUUACAGGACAAACAAGUCUUUUACCUCAGCUUUAACCGAUGGAGAACAGAUGCACAGUCGUAACAGUGCUCCAAUCAAAGCUUUUACACCAAUGCCUCAGUUGACGACGGUGGAUGUGAGGGACCUGAAAGGGUAUCGAAAGAGGGAAGAUGAGAGUGAGAUAGAGGAUGGUGUGGAAAUGGAGCAGAAACAGUGCUGGGAGAAUGGAGCCCAUCUUGGAAACAACAGGCAUGAAGCGGGAAAAGACCUUGGAUCAGAUGCCAGUUCAUCAUGUUCACAUUGGGGGCACUGUCCCAGAUGGAUUCGAUGUCUGGCUCCAGUAGCAGCAUUGUGGUUUGUGAUUCAGGAGGAGACACAUUUUCCUGAGUUUGGAGGCAGGUUGCUGCUGGCUGUGAUACUGUUUAUAGGACUUGCCUUCUACUUUGUUUCUCUACUUAAGUUCCUUUACCAAUACAGAAGGCAAUAUAAGCAGAACAAUGUCUCUGAGAAAAGUGAGAUCGUUGGGAAAAGGAUUAAUCAACCUCAUCAGACGAGUCUCAUCAGUCAGCAAGAUGCCGGUCAUUUGUUAUCCAUGGUGAGAGCUCUACUGGAUGGUUUGGUGGUCUCCAUUCUCCAGGAACCAGUUUCAGAUCCAAGAGUUUCCCAGAUACAAGGACUCAUUUCCAAAUUGGAGGCAGUAUUUGAAGUAAUAACAGUUGCAGCAAACAAUAGUGUUCCUAUUGAAGUGCAGCUGUUGCAGACCAACAAUAAUGAGGAAAAAGCAAUGAAAUCUAAAGUAGAAGACAGAGUGAAACAUAUUUGUACUUAUCUUCAAGAGAGGGUGAGUGAUCUACGUGUUCUCCUUCAGACCCAGGAUGAGUAUGGGGUAUGCCUGGCUAAUGUUCAGCAGGAGUUGCAGGAAUACUGGGAGCAGCUAGAGGAUCUGCACACAAAAGUGACCCUGCAGCCAGAAAAGUGCCAGGACCCUGAGGAUCCUCACACUGUCCUCACUGACACUGAGGGCUUGUACACAAAACUGGGCCUGUUCCAGAGUAGGAUUCAUGAGUGUCAGGUGCACCUGAGCACAAGUACACAUCUUCUUGAGGAGCUGGAAAUUAAGCAUCACUCUCUGGCUCAAACUAUGGGCCUAACAGUGAAGUCUACAUGGACAAAAGACCUUCUGCAGUGCAACACCCAGCAGUUUGAAAAAGUCUUCAAGGAUUCUGCAUCCCUCUCGCAACAGACUUUGACCUUUGUCAGGCAUCUGCAAGACCUAAGUGUGUCACAAGAGAGGAAUAGCAUUAAAACUUCUGAUGUGGAACAUGUGCAGAGCUCUUCAUCACCUCCUUCAUCACUUCCUGUGUACGGUAUUGUUCCAGUCACAGAAAAUACCCCCUCAGACCCUGAACCAAGACCCACACACACACCCAGCUCUAAAUACUCAGUGAUGAACUUGCUUUGUGGGGUGAGGCGACGGAGGUAAACAUUGUUUGUUUAACGCUUUGUAAAUGAAUGAAAGACAUCACUGUAAAAUGAAAAUGUAUAUUCUAAAUGAUUGUAAAUGAAUGUAUAAAUGCUUAAUUUAUGACUUGUUUGAAUCCCACUUGAUCUAUGGCUCAUCAGUUGAAUUGAUGCAGCCACUAGAUUUCUGUUGUAUGUAAAAGAACCAGAUAAAAUAAACUACUUGUCAACUUAU